CGAAGGGACGUCGCGUCGCCGCGCCGGGUCUCUAGCAGCUGCCGCUGAGCCGCCGGACGGACGCCCGCCUUCGCCCGCCAUGGCCGAGAGCGACUGGGACACGGUGACGGUGCUGCGCAAGAAGGGCCCCACGGCCGCCCAGGCCAAGUCCAAGCAGGCUAUCUUAGCGGCACAGAGACGAGGAGAAGAUGUGGAGACUUCCAAGAAAUGGGCUGCUGGCCAGAACAAACAACAUUCUAUCACCAAGAACACAGCCAAGCUGGACCGGGAGACGGAGGAGCUGCACCAUGACAGGGUGACCCUGGAGGUGGGCAAGGUGAUCCAGCAGGGUCGGCAGAGCAAGGGGCUUACGCAGAAGGACCUGGCCACGAAAAUCAAUGAGAAGCCACAGGUGAUCGCGGACUAUGAGAGCGGACGGGCCAUACCCAAUAAUCAGGUGCUGGGCAAGAUCGAGCGGGCCAUCGGCCUCAAGCUCCGGGGAAAGGACAUUGGAAAGCCCAUCGAGAAGGGGCCUAGGGCGAAAUGAACACAAAGCCUCGAAGUCAGUGCGCUCCAGCUGGUCUCGUUCUGCCGGCUCCCCUUGGCUGCCAGCACCGCCGUGGGUCUUCUCACGGCCACGUGGAACAAGGGGUCCAGCUCGUGGGGAACCCUCCCCAGCCCAUUCCUGCUGUCAAACAAACAAAACCUUGCAAAGCG
Rhinopithecus roxellana (golden snub-nosed monkey) is the source of this 696-nucleotide messenger RNA. RefSeq names its product endothelial differentiation related factor 1 (gene EDF1). The transcript is spliced from 5 exons. Bases 80 to 526 code for a protein of 148 amino acids. The record is from RefSeq and is a predicted model, not a curated record. Gene Ontology annotation, molecular function: DNA binding. Lineage: Eukaryota; Metazoa; Chordata; Mammalia; Primates; Cercopithecidae. Gene Ontology annotation, cellular component: nucleus.